ACCAUGAGAAUCAUGACAAUAUCAGAUUUUUAUGGUAAAGCUUGCUUUCUAGCUUGUGUCAUCUUGUAUGUUCAGCUAGUUUCAUCACCAAACAGUGUUUUUGCUUCUGCUAGUUCAACUGAAGCAGAGGCUCUUCUCAAAUGGAAAGCCAGCUUUCAAAACCAAACCCAGAAUAAUCUGACCUCAUGGACUUACUUUCCUAGUAAUUCCACCAGUCCGAAAGCAAAUGCAAGCCCAUGCAAUGUUUGGACUGGAAUUUCAUGCAACAUUGCUGGAAGUGUCAACAGGAUAAACCUCACAAAUUCUGGUAUACAAGGUACGCUGCAUGAAUUUCCAUUCCUGUCCUUACCCAAUCUUGAAUAUAUUGACCUCAGCUUGAAUGAACUCUUUGACGCCAUCCCACCUCAGAUUAGUUCUCUCUCCAAACUCAUCUAUUUUGAUCUAUCUUAUAAUCUGUUGACUGGGAUAAUCCCUCCAGAAAUUUGUCUUCUCUCAAAUCUUCAGGUCUUGCACCUAAAUGAAAACCAGUUAAAUGGCUCAAUUCCUCAAGAGAUAGGUCAGCUUAAGUUUCUUUACGAGCUUGAUCUUUACAGUAACUACCUAGAAGGUCCAAUUCCUGCUUCUCUAGGUAAUUUGAUCAACCUGGCUUCUUUGGCUCUCAAUGACAAUCAACUUUCUGGGAAAAUCCCCCUAGAAAUUGGUCUUCUCGCAAAUCUUCAGGUCUUGCACCUAAAUGAAAACCAGUUAAAUGGCUCAAUUCCACAAGAGAUCGGUCAGCUUAAGUUUCUUUACGAGCUUUAUCUUUACCUCAAUUACCUAGAUGGUCCAAUUCCUGCUUCUCUAGGUAAUUUGAUGAACCUGGCUUCUUUGGCUCUCAAUGACAAUCAACUUUCUGGUUCCAUUCCUCUAGAGAUUGGAAACCUUUCAAAUUUGGUUGAUAUGGAAAUGGGUAACAACCGUUUAACGGGUCCAAUCCCUCCAAAUUUUGGAAGCCUAAAAGACCUGGCGUAUUUGCAUCUUUAUCACAAUCAACUUUCUGGUUCCAUUCCUCCAGAGAUAGGAAACCUUUCAAAUUCGAUUGAAAUAGGAAUGGGUUACAACCACUUAGCAGGUCCAAUCCCUCCAAAUUUUGGAAGCUUAAAAAGCCUAACUGUGUUGCACUUGCACAUGAAUAAUCUUUCUGGUUCAAUACCAACAUCUUUAGGUGAUAUGACAAACCUCGAGUCUCUCUUUCUCUAUGAAAAUCAACUUUCUGGUGCCAUUCCUAUAGAGAUAGGUAACUUGAAAGCCAUGGUAGAUUUAGAGUUGAGCACAAAUCACCUCAAUGGCUCCAUUCCUAUAUCAUUCGGUGAGUUGAGAAACUUGGAAACCUUAUUCCUUCGUGAAAACCAACUUUCUGGAUCCAUCCCCAAAGAAAUAGGGAAUCUCAUGAAGUUGAGUACAUUGGAAUUGGAUACUAACCAACUCUCUGGUUAUUUGCCCCAAAAUAUUUGCCGCGGCGGAUUACUAGAAAACUUUACAGCAUACAGCAACCAUUUGACAGGUCCACUCCCCAAAAGCUUGAAAACUUGCAAGAGCUUAGUUAGAUUCCUUCUUCAUGGGAACCAUCUGACUGGCAAUAUAUCUGAAGAAUUUGGUGCCUAUCCAAAUCUUCAAUAUAUAGACCUAAGCCACAACAAUUUCUACGGUGAUAUCUCACCUGUCUGGGGGGAAUGUUCGCGAUUAGGAACUCUCCGAGUUGCGGGCAACAACCUGAGUGGUAGCAUUCCACCUGAGAUUGGAAAUGCAACCCAAAUUCAUGUACUCGAUCUUUCUUCAAAUUGUUUAGUUGGUGUGGUUCCAAAUGAGAUUGGGAGAUUAACUUCUUUGGUGAAUCUGAUUUUGAAUGGUAAUCAACUUUGGGGUCGGAUACCCUCAGAAUUUAGAUCAUUGAAGGAUCUUGAAUAUCUUGACCUGUCAACGAACAAAUUCAAUGAGUCAAUUCCAAGCACUUUAGGUGACUUGUCCAGUUUACACUACUUGAACUUGAGCAACAACCAGUUCAGCAAAAAAAUUCCAUUUCAAUUGGGGAAUUUAGUCCACCUGUCUCAGCUAGACUUAAGUCAUAAUUCAUUGGAGCAUCAGAUACCAUCAGAAAUGAGCCAAAUGCAAAGCUUAGAGAUUCUGAAUCUUUCCCACAAUAAUCUUUCUGGUUCCAUACCCAAAAAAUUUGAACAAAUGCAUAGCUGGGUUCAAAUCGACAUAUCCUACAACCAGUUGCAGGGUCCCGUCCCCAACAACAAAGCAUUUCAAGAUGCUCCUUUGGAAGGCAAUGAAGGAUUGUGUGGCAAUAUUGCAGGACUUCAACCCUGCACUAUUCCCUUCACGGAGAAUAAGCAUGCCUCAAAAAAAGAUCGAAGACUGGUGCUUAUAAUUGUUUUCCCUGUUUUGGGGACACUUUUACUUGCCUUCCUAGCAAUUUCCUUGGUUAGAAAAAGAAGAAACAAAGAGCAGGAUACAAAGCAGAGCAAUGUGGAGCUCAGAGAAGUUUUUUCCAUAUCUGAAUUUGAUGGAAGAAGAAUGUAUGACGAAAUCAUCAAGGCAACCAAUGAUUUUGAUGUCCUAUAUUGCAUCGGAAAGGGAGGAUCCGGAAGUGUCUACAAGGCAAAGCUGCUAUCAGGUAGCAUAGUUGCAGUGAAGAAACUCCACUCAAUACUUGAUGGUGAGGAGUCGUCUCAGAAGGAAUUCCUUAACGAAAUAAAGGCGCUAAUAGAAAUACGACACCGGAACAUUGUGAAACUUCGUGGUUUCUGUUCACACGCUCACCACUCGUUUUUGGUCUAUGACUACCUAGAAAAAGGUAGCUUGGCUUCAAUCUUGAGCAAAGAAUAUGAAGCUCAAAAGUUGGACUGGAGCACAAGGGUGAGGAUUGUGAAAGGUGUAGCUCAUGCCUUGUCUUAUAUGCAUCAUGAUUGCUCACCACCUAUAGUGCAUCGAGACAUAUCAAGCAACAACAUUUUGCUUAAUUACGAAUAUGAGCCUUGUGUUUCAGACUUUGGCACUGCUAAGCUUCUAAAUGCAGACUCAUCAAAUUGGACUGCCCGUGCAGGCACAUAUGGAUAUAUAGCACCAGAGCUGGCAUACACAAUGAAGGUAACUGAGAAAUGCGAUGUUUAUGGCUUUGGAGUGCUGGCACUGGAAGUGAUAAUGGGGAAGCUGGGUGAAGUCAUUUCCUCUUUCUCGUCUUCAUCCUCCAAUGGAGGCAAAUUGCUGAAGGAUGUAUUGGACCAACGCCUCCCCGCUCCCACACCUCAUGUUCAUGAUGAAUUGGUAACCAUUGCAAGCCUAGCAAUUGCAUGCAAACAUCCCCACCCACAAUCCAGGCCAACAAUGCACAAGGUUUCUCAGGUCUUAUCAUCCCAGCCUGCAAGUUCCUCAGGACAACCAGAGAUUACACUUGCGCAACUCAUUAGUUAAUUAUCUAAAUUGUGUGGCCUAUGUCAUAAAUAAGAUUUACUGGGCAUAUUUAUCCCCCAUUCAACGAAAAGGAAACAUCAGUCAUGAGUUUCUUCCAGCUCACCGUAAAUCAAUAUGAGCUAGCUUGGUUGUAAAUCUCUUGUAAUAUAAUUUAUUGAGACAA
Messenger RNA from Rosa chinensis, 3619 nucleotides. Its product is annotated as probable leucine-rich repeat receptor-like protein kinase At1g35710. Gene Ontology annotation, biological process: protein phosphorylation. NCBI's taxonomy places the organism in Eukaryota, Viridiplantae, Streptophyta, Magnoliopsida, Rosales, Rosaceae. The record is from RefSeq and is a predicted model, not a curated record. Gene Ontology annotation, molecular function: ATP binding; protein binding; protein kinase activity. The transcript has 2 exons. The coding region runs from base 4 to 3456 and encodes 1150 amino acids.